Messenger RNA from Fragaria vesca subsp. vesca, 1051 nucleotides. RefSeq lists its product as uncharacterized. The transcript has 9 exons. The coding region runs from base 1 to 960 and encodes 319 amino acids. The record is from RefSeq and is a predicted model, not a curated record. NCBI's taxonomy places the organism in Eukaryota, Viridiplantae, Streptophyta, Magnoliopsida, Rosales, Rosaceae.
AUGUAUAAGGUCUGGGUUGCCCAUGGUGAGCCUAGCGUAUCAGCAAGAUCUGCACAAGUCAAUGGUUGUGCAACGUCAUCUCAUAUUAAUAAGGAUUCUGAAAUGCUAGAAGUGCAUCAGAUGUAUGAAGAUGUCUGUUUUCAGUUAGUUGUUGAAGGUGAAACCCCUAAUUUUACAAAUGUAGAAGAUAGGGGAAAGGAGUACGAGAACUUACAGAAAUGUCCUGAAUAUAAUGCUUCGAGGUAUAAAGUAAACCUACGCAUUGGAAAGAUAAAAGAAGGAAUUUCUGCAAAAGUUUUGCGCUACUUUCCUAUACUUCCAAGAAUUCAACGGAUGUUUCUUUUAGUAGACAGCCAAAGUGCUACUGGUGGUGGUAAUGGGCAUGGUGGUAAUGGUGAUGGUGGAAACAAGCGAACAAGCAAUCCUGCUAAUACUGCACAAGAUGGGCCUAAAAAUGGUGAAGUAGGAAUUCACUCUAGCCCUCAGACUGGAACUUCUAAGUCAGUACAAGGAAGCACCAUUUGUGUCAAUGAUCUGUGUGAAGUGCUCGAUUGGGACGCAGCACAGUCGGCUUCUUUUUUGGACCGGAGAGAGGCUGGAAGCCUUCACUUCGUCAAGUACCACAGCCUCGGCAACAACUUCAUCCUGGUUGAUAAUAGGGAUUCUUCGGAUCCUAAGUUUACUCCAGAGCAAGCAGUGAGGCUAUGUGAUCGUAACUUUGGGAUUGGCGCCGAUGGAGUGAUCUUCACUCUACCUGGCAUCAAUGACACUGAUUAUACCAUGAGGAUUUUCAAUUCCAAUGGGAGCGAGCCGGAGAUGUGUGGCAAUGGAGUCCGGUGCUUUGCGAGAUUCAUCACUGAGAUUGAAAAUUUACAUGGGAAGCAACGUUUUACAGUACAUACCGGUGCUGGUCUAAUUGUUCCUGAAAUUGCAGAUGAUGGGAAGGUAUUUGCAUUUUAGCCUAUAUUUAAAUCAAAAUAAACUGAGGUCAAGACGUGAUGAAUCCAUUAAACUUUUUUAUUUUAUUUUGAGAAUGAACCCAUCAAACAUC